UCUAUGUAGGAUUGAGGUGGGAUGGUGCAGUAAGUCAUAGAGAUACAGAUCAAGUUUACUUUCUUCAGGCUGACUGGUGAGACACACUUCUGGACGGGAAAAAGAAGCUCAGCAUCUCCAUUCAUCUUCUCUUACAGCUCACACAAUCAUCAUGUACAGCAUCGUGGUGGAAAACAUCUACAUGCUGGUCAUCGUCACCCUCAUCAGCGUACUUCAGAAUGCAUUCUUUGCUUUGAAGGUAGAGAAGGAGUGCAGGAGUGUAAAUCCAAACGCAGCUGCUUUUGAACGAGUUUCUUGUGCCAAUCGUAACUGCAUGGAUUCUUACCCAACGUUCCUGGCAGUGAUGUGGUGUGCCGGUCUGUGUCUCAGCCAAGCUCCUGCUUCCUUUGCCGGGGUCAUCUAUCUUGUAGUCAGGCAGAAGUACUUUGUCGGAUACAUGGGACAAACCAGUCAAAGCACCCCAGGCUACCUGUUUGGAAAACGCGUCCUGUUCUUCCUGUUCCUGAUGUGCAUUGUGGGAAUCUUCAACUACCUGCUGGUGCGCUUCUGCAGCAGCGACUAUAAGGAAUACGUGGAAACCAUCACCAGCGCUGCGUCUGCUCUUCUCCUACUCCCUUAGGGCAAGCUUUCUCCUGCGACAGAGGAGAUGCUCCAGUCCAGGCCUUUCUCCAUCUGCCACUUGAUGAAAGGAUCGUUUCCAUCGAUGGACACCACAAACUGCUUGAGCACUGCCACCGAUACAAGGUGUAGGAUAAUUUAUGGGGAAAACAGAGGGAAACCAGUGAGAAGAGAGCUCAGAAAUACAUGUUGUCAUUGUGCAGAAGCACUGUACAGCCAUUGUCAUUACUCUACUCCGUCUCCACCCAUUGCAAACAUCCAAAGUUGGAUUUCAGCCAACAUGCCAUGUCACAUAUAGGCAGCAUGACACAUAUAGGCAGCAUGACACAUAUAGACAGCAUGACACACUUAGCUGUAAAGUACACACUGUGCUCAAAAGUAUAAUGUUGUGCGAAUAAAAAAAUGCCAGUGGUGGCUUUAAGUACCAUUUAUCUUUUUUAGUUAUUUCAGUGUAAUUACACAAAAACGUAUGUCCUCGUCAUGAUGGGGUCAUUUUGUAUAAUGGUAGUAAGUAGCCUUGUGUA
Molecule: messenger RNA, 1142 nt
Organism: Notothenia coriiceps (black rockcod)
Lineage: Eukaryota; Metazoa; Chordata; Actinopteri; Perciformes; Nototheniidae
Gene: alox5ap
Product: arachidonate 5-lipoxygenase-activating protein
Exons: 6
Coding region: 152-619 (155 amino acids)
Biological process (GO): leukotriene biosynthetic process
Cellular component (GO): membrane; nuclear envelope; endoplasmic reticulum
Molecular function (GO): glutathione transferase activity; leukotriene-C4 synthase activity; enzyme activator activity
Source: RefSeq, a predicted model, not a curated record